Molecule: messenger RNA, 423 nt
Organism: Eutrema salsugineum
Lineage: Eukaryota; Viridiplantae; Streptophyta; Magnoliopsida; Brassicales; Brassicaceae
Exons: 1
Coding region: 1-423 (140 amino acids)
Source: RefSeq, a predicted model, not a curated record
AUGGGGAUUAGACUUCAGGCUACUGUCGCUGAGGUUAUGGACAACCGCCGGAGAAGACGUCACCGAUCCUCAAUCCUCAACAACAUCGAGUAUCUUAUACUUUCUUGCUCUCAGGGAGCUGCACGAACUGGAACUGAUAUCUCAUUAUGGAGGAAUGCAGGGGAUAAUUGCAAGAAGACUUUCGUCUCAAAGAGCACGUGGAACCUGAUUCGACAACGAUACCCGAAAACAGACUGGUAUAAGAGUGUUUGGUUUAAGUACUCAACGCCGAAGUAUGCUUUUCUCACCUGGCUUGCAAUUCAAAACCGGUUGUCUACGGGGGAUAGAAUGAAGCAGUGGAAUGCAGGACAACCACAGACUUGCAUUUUGUGUCAAAGUGGUGACGAAGAAUCGUGCAAGCACCUGUUUUUUGAAUGCAGGUAA